Molecule: messenger RNA, 573 nt
Organism: Lottia gigantea (owl limpet)
Lineage: Eukaryota; Metazoa; Mollusca; Gastropoda; Lottiidae
Exons: 5
Coding region: 1-573 (190 amino acids)
Source: RefSeq, a predicted model, not a curated record
AUGUUGAAGAUACGCUGUCUGUUUAUUACUCUACUGGUGCCGAUUGUAUUCGUCGUGGUAAUAGGCGAAUCGGUCAGCUGGAAAGAAUAUCAAAAGGCAUACGGCCUCGAUACUUACGAUUCUGUAUAUGGUGUUUACAGUCGGUUCAACAAGGAUGUCUCGGAUGGUUUUACUGCUACAUACAAUAUCAGUGGGGAGACGCAUGAACUUCCAGUGACAGCAACGGCAGUAUUGCUGUACACUAAAGAUACAAUACCGUAUUGGUUUAAGUCAUCUUCAAUGAUGUUAGUCCACAGUUACGUUUAUGGAAGUCCACUGAAAGUGUCGACGUUACAUGAGAAUGGCUCUAUAACUGUAAAAUACCUUGGAGAUAGAUUCCAUCCAUUGUGUAGAAACCUGAACUGUCAACGCGAAGAUGUAGUUCCCAUUGGUGUAGUUCAAAAGAAAGAAUUAGUAGAUCCAAGUGGAUGGGGUUCGUUUCAAUCAGUCGUGGUCCCAUUUGCAAAAGGAGUAGAAGGAUCACGACAGAAAAUAUCUGAUUCAAAACUGAGAUGUAGCUUAGAGACAGAAUGA